AGGUAAAAGAUUGUCGACUUAGGAUCGAGAAUGUCAGUCUGGAUCAACCUGUCAAUAGACUAGGACAAACUUUUUCUAUUUCAAAUUUAAAUAAGAAAAUUUAUUACCGACGGUGAAAUAGAAUCAAUUAAGUUUUAAAUUUUUUUUUUCAAGCAUAUUGUGUUUUAUUUAAUGAAAUUUUAUUUAUUUUAAUAAAAUUUUAUUAUUUUUUAAUGUUAUAUAAAAAAUAAUUGUUGGUUCGAUUAUCAAGUGAAUGUAAAUUUUUAUCAGUCAAAUUUUUAUGUAACUGAUUUAGUGAAAUAUUAUAUAUUUUAUAUAUAAAUAUAUUGUGAAUUUAAAAAAUAAAAAAAAUUAUAAUUAAUUUAAAUUGUUAACGUGAAAUGACGGUAACUACAAAUUUUUCCAUGAUGAGACCCUGUUUCACUGGAUAUUCUUUUCAAGAUAUCGGAUCGAUACCGGGUCAAGGACGAUAUAAUCAGUUGGGUGGUGUUUUUAUUAAUGGACGACCAUUACCACAUUCAGUACGACUUGAAAUUGUCAAAAUGGCUCGUACUGGUAUUCGACCAUGUAUUAUUUCCAGACACUUGAGAGUAUCACAUGGAUGUGUAUCAAAAAUAUUAAAUCGCUAUCAAGAAACUGGAAGUGUUAGACCAGGUGUUAUUGGUGGUAGUAGACCACGUAUAACAACACCUGAAAUUGAAAAUAAAAUUGAAGAAUAUAAACGUGAAAAUCCAUCAAUAUUUUCAUAUGAAGUUAGAGAUAGAUUAGUGAGAGAUGGUAUAUGUGAUCGUAGUACAGUACCAAGUACAUCAGCAUUAUCAAGGCUAUUAAAAGAACGACAUGCUGAAGAGGAACAAAAAAUUAUACUACCAGAAAUUAAAGGAAGUUUGUCAGAUUGUGAAAGUGAUUCUGGUUUACCAUUAAAAAGAAAACAACGUCGUAGUAGAACAACAUUUUCAUCAGAACAAAUUGAUGAAUUAGAACGUGCAUUUGAAAGAACACAAUAUCCAGAUAUAUAUGCACGUGAAGAAUUAUCAUCAAGAACAAAAUUAACUGAAGCAAGAAUACAAGUUUGGUUUAGUAAUCGUCGUGCACGUUUAAGAAAACAAUUAUCAUCACAAACAACAACAACAACAACAACAAAUACAAAUAUUAAUAAUCAUAAUAAUCAUAAUAAUAGAACAUAUGUACCAUAUCCACCUUCAUCUGGUGGUUUAACAACAUCAUCAUAUGAAUUACGUCCAUCAUCAGUUGGUGGUCAUGUUGCAACUGCUGUUACAUCUGCUGUUGCUAAUCUUCCAGCAUCAACUCAUUCAGUACAUCAACAAAAUCAUUCACAAAAUGAAUUUUCAUCUAGUCAAGAUUUAUAUGCAAAUUCUCAUCAUGUUCAUCAUCUUGCAACAGCAGCAGCAGCACUUGCUGAAUCAAAUCGUAUGGCAUCAUCAUCAUUGUCACCUGUUUCAUCAAGUUAUGAACUUCCAACAACAAUGCCAUAUUCAUCAACAUCAAUUAUUCCACCAGUAUCAUCAACAAAUCAUCAUAUAUCACCACAUCAUCAAUUAACAUCACCAGUACCAUCAUAUCAACAAACAAAUCAUCAUUCACAACAUCAUCAAUUACCACCAACUCCAAAUUCACUUAUAACAAUGAUGGGACCAAAUUCUGGUAAUUCAAAUUCACCAACUGAUAAUUUAACAUCAAAUGAUUUUACAAUUCCAACUGCAUUGAAUCUUGCUGAUCAGCAUCAUCAUCAACAUCAACAACAUCAUCAUCAACAACAACAACAUCCACAACAACAUCAACAACACCACCAACAACAACAACAACAACAUCAUCAUCAACAAACAGCAAUAACUCAAGAAAGAGAAUCAUCAUCACCAUCAUCAACAUGGAAUUUAUCAACUGUUGGAUUACCACCAAGUCCACCAUGUUCAAUUCAAUCUUUACAUAAUGCUAAUUCAACUGGACAUAGUCAUCAUCAUCCCCAUCCUCAUCCCCAUCAUCAUCAUCAUCAUCAUCAAGCUUUUACCGGACAUCCUUAUUCAUCAAUUGGCUUUCAACAAUCACAAAGAACACCUUCUGCUACACAUCAAGCCUUUCACAGUUGGUAUUAAUAUUUCAAGUAAUUUUAAAUAAAUAUUACAACAAAAAAAAAGCAAUUAGUUUUAAGGUCAAUUAGACUUGUCUUUUGGUGGGGAAUUACAGUCAAUGUUGAAUUUCAUACGAUCGAAAAAUAGCUAAACACUAUAUAGGAUUUAGCUGUGGUGAUUAUUGUAAAAUUUUAUUUCAGCGUUUUAUUAAGUGCGCGUGGCAAAACUGUGCGGUAAUUUUUAUCAACAACUUUUUUCAUCAUUGCAUAUAGUUUUUUUUUUUUUUUUUUUAAUUACGAAAGCCAUUUUACAAAAGUGGGGGCUCAACAUCGAGUAAAGUUUCAUGCUGAUAUGGUAAAUUUUAUAUUUUCAUUUUAAAGGAAAUUAUUUUAAAUUUUAAUUUCAUUAAUUUGUUUAUUUAUGUGAUGAUUGUAGUUAGAUUUUUUUUUUUUUUUUUCUUAUUAGACCAGACUGAUUCUUUUAAUUGAAAAAAUAGACUAUAAGUUUUGUAGAAAAUAUUUUGUAAUUAAUUUGCAAAGUUGAAAAUGGAGUAUUGCUUUUUUACUUGAAUCAAUGAAAUAAGAGUGUAAAUAUUUAAAAUUAUAUUUACGUUUUAAGAAUAUUUUUAGUUUUUAAGUAUUUUUUAGUUUUAAAUAUAUAUAUUGAUUAAUUUUUUUUUUUUUUUUAAUAUUUAAAAAAUACAAAGUAAAUUGUUAAUUAUAAAUAAGUUGUAAAUUAUCUGAAAAAAAAAAAAAAAGUUAAAUAAAUUAAGUAAAUUAUAUUAAUCAUAAAAAUUGUAUAGGUAUGUAAAAAAAAAAAAAAAAA
Messenger RNA from Aphidius gifuensis, 2915 nucleotides. RefSeq names its product protein gooseberry-like. The record is from RefSeq and is a predicted model, not a curated record. Lineage: Eukaryota; Metazoa; Arthropoda; Insecta; Hymenoptera; Braconidae. The transcript is spliced from 5 exons. Gene Ontology annotation, biological process: anatomical structure development; regulation of transcription by RNA polymerase II. Bases 381 to 2114 code for a protein of 577 amino acids. Gene Ontology annotation, molecular function: RNA polymerase II cis-regulatory region sequence-specific DNA binding; DNA-binding transcription factor activity, RNA polymerase II-specific.